Molecule: messenger RNA, 4704 nt
Organism: Synchiropus splendidus (mandarinfish)
Lineage: Eukaryota; Metazoa; Chordata; Actinopteri; Syngnathiformes; Callionymidae
Gene: ptprua
Product: protein tyrosine phosphatase receptor type Ua
Exons: 30
Coding region: 156-4430 (1424 amino acids)
Biological process (GO): protein dephosphorylation
Cellular component (GO): membrane
Molecular function (GO): protein tyrosine phosphatase activity; protein binding
Source: RefSeq, a predicted model, not a curated record
UUUUCGAGUUUGAAUCACUCGGGAGAGGAAAUUUUAAAACCCAGUGUCGCACCGACCGUCCUGCGCCGACACACAUGGACCACCAGCCUGCGGGAGGUCGCUCAGGAUAUUCGACUCUUAACUUCUAGCGGCAGUGCACUGAAACUUCCCUCAACAUGUUCGCUGCUGCUUUGCUGCUGAUGCUGACCACCACCAUCUUUGCGGUUGACAGUACAAUAGCUGGCUGCUCAUUUGAUGAGGAGUCACAUUCAACGCUGUGUGCAUACAGGCAAGGACAGGAUGACGACUUCGAUUGGCAACAGAUCUCAACUUACAUGUGGCCUGACUCUCCGACUGACCUCCCCCAAGGGUCCUUCAUGAUGAUCAACUCCUCAAGGCAGUUGGGUGGGCAGAGGGCUCAACUGCUGCUGCCCCCCCUCAUUGAGAACGACACCCAUUGCAUCCAGUUCAGCUACUACAUUUACGCUGGCAAUGACCACAGUCCAGGAGACUUGCAGGUCUACAUCAAGGUGGACGAUGACAUCAAGGGCUUUGCAGUAUGGAACAUCUCUGGCUCCCAGGGCCAGCAGUGGCACCAGGUGGAGUUAGCAGUCAGCACAUAUUGGCCCAGCGAAUACCAGGUCAUCUUUGAAGCGACAGUGUCUGAGGAGAAGAGUGGCUAUAUCGCAAUAGAUGACAUUGUGCUGCUCAACUAUCCCUGCUAUAAUGUACCACAUCUGUCAUGGUUGGGUGAAAUGGAGGUUAAUGUGGGACAAAAUACCACGAUCCAGUGUGUUGCCUCGGGGAAAAUCUCAGAAAGUGACUCAUUUUUAUUAGAGAAAAGAAACGGGUCUGUCAUGGUGCCAUCGGAGCUGCUGCGACUGGGGCAGCGUCGGCUGAUGGCGACAUUUCACACAGAAGCACGGCUUAGUGGCCAUGACUUCUAUCGCUGCAUCACUUUAUCCUCCCAUGGUGCUGCAGUGUCCAACUUUGGAGAAAUGAUAGUCAAAGGGCAGCCGAGAGCAUCUGGCCCUCCUCUGCUGUUGCGUGCUGGGGCCACCCAUCUGAUUAUACAGCUCAACACUGAUGCCAUAGUUGGAGAUGGACCCGUCAUCCAGAGACAAAUCCAGUACCAUGCCACUAAUUCCACGUGGACAGAGACUCAUGCUGUUCCAUCAGCUACUUACAAGGUCUGGCACCUGGAGCCCGACACAGAGUAUCACCUGAGGAUCGUACUCACAAGACCUGGGGAAGGUGGCACUGGAUUACCAGGACCAUCUCUGAUUGCCAAAACCAAGUGUGCAGAGCCAAUAAGAGCCAUACAGGGCCUCACAGCCACGGAGAUCCAGCCAAGACAGUUAGAUCUCCAGUGGGAGUCUUAUGGCUAUAAUCUGACGCGUUGCCACAACUUCUGGGUGUCCCUGUGUUACCGUUACAGCACCCCCGCAGGGUUCGGCAAUGCCACCAUCUCAGAGUGUUUCUCUUUAGAUCGAAACGCUUUCCAAUUCAGGCUCAAAUAUCUUCCACCUUUCUGCUCCAUCCACAUCCACCUGGCUCUGGCCAACCCUGAGGGCCGAAAGGAAAGCAGUGAAGUCACUUUCAUGACAGAAGAGGACAUUCCUGGGGUUGUUGCAAAAGAGUCCCUGGUCUUCACUGCACUCGAAGACAUGAUCAUCUUCAAGUGGGAGGAGCCAUCAGAGCCCAACGGCAUCAUCACACAAUAUGAGAUCAGCUACCAGAUUGUAGCAUCCAGUGACCCCAACAUCAACAUCAACAGCCCCCGCCGUACCGUUUACAAGCUGAGGAAUGAGACUCUACACAAUUUCACAACUUUCCAUCCAGGAACCACCUACUUGGUGUCAAUCCGGGCUCGGACUUCAAAAGGUUUUGGCCCGACAACAAGCUCUGAAUUUACCACCAACUCUUCUGCCCCCUUAUUCGAAUAUGAGAGAGUACCACCUCCACUGACGGAAACAGAAAACACCAUCACGGUUCUGCUUCAACCAGCCAGUGCCCAGGGGUCUCCAGUCAGUGCUUACCAAGUGGUGGUUGUUGAUGAAACCAGAUAUCAUGAGAUGGUCAGAGAUACUGGAAGACCGGACUGUUUCUCCACAUCUACCUCCUACACGGAAGCUCAGACCAGAGGUGGUCCGUGGUACUACACAGCUGAGCUGGCCCCUGACAGUCUACCAGAGAUGAGACCCUUCAUUGUGGGAGACAAUCUCACCUACAGUGGCUACUGGAAUGUCCCACUGGACCCCACUGCCAGUUACCUGAUUUACCUGCAGGCCGCCAGUCACGCUAGAGGGGAAGUCAGAGUGAACUGCUUUCUGAUAGCCACAAAAGUUGCCUGGAAGGAUUCCAAACAAGCUAUGGAAGUUUCCCAGCAUGCUGAGGACAUUGGUCUGAUCUUGGGGGUCUGUUUUGGGGGCCCGCUUGUUCUGGUUCUUCUGCUGAGUGUCAGCAUCUUCAUCAAGAAACGAAGCCAUUUCUCUUCUUACUUCCUAAGGAAGCAUUUGACCAUAAAGAGGUCACCUAUGUGCUAUAAGCAGCAAGCCUGGCGGCAGAGAGGCGAGCGAGACCAGAGCUCUCUUCUACCUGAAGAGCUAAUGGGCCACUCCAUUAUGGAGACUCGAGAAGAGCCCAGUUCCAUCAGUGAGUGUUCUAGUCCACUAGGGGGCAGCCCGCAGCAUCAUGUGCCCUUGCUGUACCACACAGGGCAGCUUCAUCCAGCUGUCAGGGUCAAUGACCUCUUCCAACACAUCAGCCUGAUGAAGACAGCAAAUGGAUACAGCUUUAAGGAGGAAUACGAGAGUUUCUUCAACGGUCGAGAUCAUUUGAAGAAGAAGCGCAACUAUGAUCGACAUCGAGUGAAACUGCACCCCAUAUUGACAGACCCUGCCCCAGAUUCUAUCACCGCAAAUUUUUUUGAUGGCUACCAGCGGCCAAACCGCUUCAUUGCCACAGAAGGUCCCACCGAAGAAACCAUAAAUCACUUUUGGAGGAUGGUUUGGCAGGAAAACUGCAUCACGAUUGUCAUGAUCACCAGAUUGGUGGAAAUGGGCAGAGUCAAAUGCUGCAAGUACUGGCCUGAUGACAGCGAGGUGUACGGUGACAUCAAGAUCUCACUGUUAGCGACGGAAACUCUGGCAGACUACAGCGUUAGAACCUUUGCCCUGGAAAGGAGAGGUUACCCUACCAAGCAUGAGGUUCGCCACUUCCUCUUCACCUCGUGGCCUGAGCAUGGAGUGCCUGCCCAUGCUACAAGUCUGCUAGCUUUCCUGCGGCGGGUCAAGGCCUCCACACCCCCCGACGCUGGGCCAGUUAUGGUCCACUGCAGUUCCGGAGCCGGCCGUACUGGCUGUUACAUUGUGCUGGACAUCAUGCUGGACAUGGCUGAGUGUGAAGGAGUGGUGGACAUCUACAACUGUGUGAAGACACUGUGUGCUCGACAAAUCAACAUGAUCCAGAGUGAGGAGCAGUAUGUCUUCAUUCACAAUGCCCUGUUAGAGGCGUGCCUGUGUGGCGAGACAGGGAUUCCUGUUUGUGAGUUCCCCCACACCUUCAAGGAGAUGCUGAAGGUAGACUCUCAGAGCAACACUUCCCACCUCAGGGAGGAGUUUCAGACUCUGGCAUCACUAAAUGCUCACCUUGAUGUGGAUGAGGGCAGCCAUCCCGUGGUGCCCUGGAAGCGAGACAGGCUUCACAGGAUGGAGGAGUUGCAGCUUGACCUCACAUAUCUGGUCAGUACAGAAGACGAAAGCAAGAACUGCAUCCACGCUGAGAGGAUCAGCAGCUUCCUACGACCAGAGGCCUUUGUGGUGAUGUCACACCCUCAGCCAGGGAGCACCGAUGACUUCUGGAGACUCGUGUAUGAUGACAGAUGUACCACAGUAGUAAUGCUGAACCAGAUGAACCAGUCCACUUCUACCUGGAGGUGUCUGCCUUACUGGCCAGAUCAUGGGAUUCAACAAUCUGGUCUCAUGAGGGUGGAACUGUUGUCCAUGACUUAUGAGGACGACUCUAUUGUCCGUCUGUUCCACGUGUGGAAAACGUCCCAGGCCCAUGAACGCCCUCUGGCCGUGCAUCACUUCCAGUUCCUUCGCUGGUCUCCAUACCGGGAUGUUCCCACCUCUAAGAGAGCCUUCCUCGGUCUCCUGGAGCAGGUCCUGCACCUGCAGAUGGAGAGCGGAGAGGGUCGCACCCUUGUCCACUGCCUAAACGGCGGUGGACAAAGUGGUGUCUUCUGCAUUUGCACCUCGAUCCUAGAAAUGAUUCGUCAUCACAACACUGUUGACGUCUUUUUUUCUGCCAAAACUGUGUGCAACGCUAAACCCAACAUGCUGGAAACCAUGGAACAGUACCAGUUCUGCUAUGAGCUGGUUCAGGAGGCCUUGAGUGCCUGGACAUCCAACUCCACCUCUUCCUCAGCAUUAUUAGGUUUGCCAUAACAGACUUUUUCUGCAAGGAGGUAGAAGAAGAGGUGGUUUCCAAGUUUGGUUGGUUCCUCUACGAUGCUGCUGCUGUUCAAUCCUCAGUCUUCACCUAACAAUUUAGCGCUGUGCCAUGUUUGUCUAACAUGCCAUGCGCUAGCGUGUACACCGCUGCACAGCUAAUGUCAGUCAUCCAGUAGUUAUUUAAUAUCUCUGCUGCAAGCAAUCCUCUCCGACUCUGUUUCUUCUGUGUCCUUAUUGUCUGUUACAUUUUUGUGUUGUGUCUUUUGUA